AUGCAGACGCUUGAGCUUCACUUUGGCGAUAAAAGACUAGUCGCGCAGAACGUAAUCAACAAUCUGAAUGCAAUGCCAGACUUAGAUUCCGGACGAAUUACUCUCAUGCAAUUUUCGACAAAAUUGCGAAAUGCGGUAGUGGCGUUUAACGCCUUAAAAUGUACAGGAUACCUCCACAGUCCGGAUCUGGUAUCAAGCGUCGCGGGUAGAAUGCCGUCUGCGUUAAAAUAUGCUUUUAAUAGAUACGUGGCGGAAAUGACUGAGCCUGAAUCUGAGCUCGAAAUGCUGGCAGAUUUCAUGUUUAGAGAAGCGCAGUUCGCUGCGACUGCGGAAGUGUUUUCUUCAGGAACGUCGGUAGCCACGGGAAGGCCGGCGGGGGAGAAGGUCAAGAAGGCGGUUAGACCGGCUCGAAUAGAGAUGACAUACUCCAUAGCUCACGAGGAAACCAAAGCGGAGCGUUGGACAGGCUCUACGGGGCUCGCGGCUAGAUGCUUGUAUUGCGAGGGAAAUACUAUAGAAACGUUCGCGUUAUUAGACGAAAGUUCCACUGUCACCUUGGUAGACAAAGAAGUCUCAGUCCCGAAUUUGAGCCUACCUGUCCAAUCUGUUUCAGAGAAGCUUGUACAUUUCGUAAAAUCCAGGGAGGAUGUAGACAUAAGACCAUAUAUCAACGCGCAGCCGAAGUUGCUCAUAGGCCAGAACAACUGGGAGCUAAUCGUAUCAAGAGAACUGCGCGAAUUGGAAGGUAGCGGAGUUGUUUUGUCUCGCUCGUGGCUAGGCUGGAUACCCCACGGGACCACCGACCAGCUGGAUGCGAGUCGCGACGUGUGCGCGAUGUCAACGGUGAACAGAGGACUGGAGUCGGUCGAAUCGGUAGCGCAGAUUGAGGACGAUCGUCUUGACGAUAUGAUUAGGUUUUAUUUUUCUCUUGACUCUCUCGAGGUGUAUCACGAAGCAAGGCCUAGCAAAGAACUUGGGCGAGCGCUUAAAACACUAACCGAAACCACCAAACGUGUAGAGGAAGAAAUGCGUCGGCUCAUCGAAAACGGGUACGCGCGAAAAGUAGACAAAAAAUCAAAGGGUAUGAGGUCGUGGUACUUACCGCAUUUUGGCGUACAAAGUGUUAAUAAACCGGGUAAAGUGAGGUUGGUCUUCGACGCCGCAGCCAAGACGGCAGGCGUGAGUCUGAAUGAUCAGCUCGACUCUGGUCCAGAUUUAUUGCGGUCACUGGCUGGCGUUCUGCUUAGAUUCCGACAACACGCGAUCGCGUUUAAAGGGUACAUUCAGGAUAUGUUCCUAAGGGUAAAGAUGAGAGAAAACGAUCGCAACGCGCAGACAUUUUUGUGCCGCGGGAGUGACCGUAGUGGCAAACCCGAUGAGUACCAGAUGACUUGUUUGGUCUUCGGAGCAAAAUCGUCUCCGUGUAGUGCGAUGUUCGUUAAAAAUAAAAAUGCGGAGACGUUUACAGAGUUGGAGGAUCUGAAGAAAAAAGGUAGGGUGAAAACGCACAGCAAGAUUGCCUCGCUGCGACCGUUCAUUGACGUACAUCACUUCCUGCGAGCGAGCGGAAGGGUGACAACACAAUUGGACACGGAGUUCAGGAACGAUCCAAUAAUACUCGACA
Hylaeus anthracinus is the source of this 1624-nucleotide messenger RNA. RefSeq lists its product as uncharacterized. The annotation marks the transcript as partial. The transcript has 5 exons. Lineage: Eukaryota; Metazoa; Arthropoda; Insecta; Hymenoptera; Colletidae. The record is from RefSeq and is a predicted model, not a curated record.